Messenger RNA from Postia placenta MAD-698-R-SB12, 1608 nucleotides. RefSeq lists its product as hypothetical. Gene Ontology annotation, biological process: carbohydrate metabolic process. The record is from RefSeq and is a predicted model, not a curated record. Gene Ontology annotation, cellular component: cytoplasm. Gene Ontology annotation, molecular function: catalytic activity; carbohydrate binding; protein binding. NCBI's taxonomy places the organism in Eukaryota, Fungi, Basidiomycota, Agaricomycetes, Polyporales, Adustoporiaceae. The transcript has 11 exons. Bases 1 to 1608 code for a protein of 535 amino acids.
AUGCCCGCUGCGCUAGAGGACAAUGACAACGCGAUGGAGGUAGAGGAGCGCUUGCCGCCUAAGCUGCGUAAAGGUUGGAUCAGGAAGAGUUUCGGGACGCUACGGGACGUCUACCAGCGCGAUGCGGGAGACGCGCUAACAGUUUCCCAUAACGAGGCGGGCGUGGCAGGCGAGCGCGACGAUGCGCGGAUGGACGUGGACGAGGUUGUAUUUGCCGGGGCGUCGAGCGUAGAUGACUGCGAAGUAAACUUGAUCGUUCCCAAACACAUCUCGCUCAUCAACGGCCAGCGCGUCAAGGUCGGCCGCCAGACCAACGCCAAGACCGUUCCCGCCGAGCGUAAUGGGUACUUCGACUCGAAGGUGCUCUCGCGCCAGCACGCCGAGGUGUGGGAGGAGGCUGCCAAGAUCUUCAUCAAGGACGUGAAGAGCACUUUCAUCAACGGCGAGCGCCUCAGCCCCGAGGGCGUCGAGUCCGAGCGCUUCGAGCUCAAGUCGGACAAUAUCGUGGUUCUCCCCCUCGGCGUCACCCUCCACCGCCUCUUUGUCCAAGCAGAUACCAAGGCAUGUACGCUCCCCUCUCCCCACCCACGCGCUCUCACCCGUUCACAGACGCACAACAUCCUCAUUGGCCCCGAGCUCCCCGCUGGCCACCUCACCCAGAAGUACACAAACACCAUCAUCGGCCGCUACGCCAACCGCGUCCCCGCAGGCACACACCCCGUCUCCCGCGCUGGCGUCCAGUCCUCUCUGACCGCUGCCUCCAACGAGUCCCCCUCCAUCUCCCUCCACGGCGGCCUCUCCGGCUGGGACCUCGCCCCCUGGGAUCCCCUCCCUGACCUCUCCGCCGCCACCCUCUUCUCCCCGACGAGCAGCAAACCAUCGCCGCAACCCUCCCACACUGACAAGGUCACCCCCAUCAAUCUCACCCAACACUGGGGCUUCAACCUCGACGCCUCGCUCCAGGAUGGCCAGUCUGUCAAAGACCACACCCUCACCAUCCGCUCCUCGAAUACCCUCGAGCUCGCCCCCGACGCCAACUCGGCAGGCAGCCUCGCCCCCGUCGCAGGCACCCACCACGCCCACGCCGAAAAGACGACCCGCACCAUCGGCGAGCGCUUCCCCGCGCAGGGCUACGGUGCGUCCAGCGUCCACUACGAGUUCUACCUGCUCGACAAGCGCGACGCGCCUGCUGCUCCCGUCCGAGUGCCUGCCGCGUCGCUGGCGGGUGCUGGCGACCUGGUGCACGCCGCGCUCGAGGACAAUGGGGAGCCGGACGUUGAACUAGCGAGUGCAAAGAGCGGGUUGAAGCUGCGCUUCUUCUCGAACUACUUUACAGAGUCGGGCGUGCAGUUCUACUCGAACAACUUCUCGAGCCCGGACGGCGCGCAAGAAGAUCCACGGCGGCUCGGGUGCCGUGGGCGAUGGAUACGAGCCAGGAUUGCUACAUGCUCAGUGGUCGCGUUCCUCGAUUUCCAUGGGCUGCUCGCGGCGUGGCUCCACCCUGCGACUGUCGGGCGCAUGGGCAAUGACACGCUGCUCGCGCCAGAUGAAGUGUACAACAACUACAUGUGCCUGGAUGUGUGGUACCACAGUUCGGAAGGGUUGUAG